AUGUCUUCUACUCCAAACCCAAAAGCUUUCCCCUUGGCCGAUGCCGCUUUGACGCAGCAAAUUCUAGACGUGGUGCAACAGGCAUCGAACAUGCGUCAGUUGAAGAAGGGUGCCAACGAGGCGACCAAGACUCUGAACCGUGGUAUCUCUGAGUUCAUCAUAAUGGCGGCGGACUGUGAGCCAAUUGAAAUUUUGUUGCACUUGCCUCUACUGUGCGAGGACAAGAACGUGCCAUAUGUGUUCGUGCCCUCCCGGGUGGCGCUAGGCAGAGCGUGCGGUGUGUCGCGUCCUGUGAUUGCUGCGUCGAUUACCACGAACGAUGCCUCUGCUAUCAAGAGCCAGAUCUACGCGGUGAAGGACAAGAUCGAGACGUUGUUGAUCUGA
Messenger RNA from Eremothecium gossypii ATCC 10895, 384 nucleotides. RefSeq names its product RNA binding protein SNU13 (gene SNU13). The transcript has a single exon. Gene Ontology annotation, biological process: maturation of SSU-rRNA; mRNA splicing, via spliceosome; ribosome biogenesis. Lineage: Eukaryota; Fungi; Ascomycota; Saccharomycetes; Saccharomycetales; Saccharomycetaceae. The coding region runs from base 1 to 384 and encodes 127 amino acids. Gene Ontology annotation, molecular function: RNA binding. Gene Ontology annotation, cellular component: small-subunit processome; nucleolus; U4/U6 x U5 tri-snRNP complex. The record is from RefSeq and is marked provisional.